Molecule: messenger RNA, 1539 nt
Organism: Brassica napus (rape)
Lineage: Eukaryota; Viridiplantae; Streptophyta; Magnoliopsida; Brassicales; Brassicaceae
Exons: 1
Coding region: 1-1539 (512 amino acids)
Source: RefSeq, a predicted model, not a curated record
AUGGAGGAUAUCGGUGGGAAGGAGAAGCCGCCGGGGGAUCCACCGGAUGUUCCUGGGUCAUGGGUGAGGAAAGUAGUAGGAAGCAGUGAAGGAGGGAUGCCCGUACCAGAGGAAGUUGUUGAUGAGAGAUUUGUGGAGUCGAGAUUGAGUUUGGAGUUCCCGAACGGGGAAGAUGGAGAACCAGUGAUAACAAUAGGAGAGGAAGUGUUGACAGCAAUGAAUAGCUUGUGGAAGAGGUGCAUGAUUGUUAGGGUUUUGGGAAGAAACGUUCCAAUUCUGAGCCUGAGACGUAAACUCAUAGAAUUAUGGAAGCCUAAAGGGUCGAUGUUUGUGAUGGAUCUCCCAAGACACUAUUUUAUGGUACGCUUUGAGUUAGAGGAAGAGUACAUGGCUGCAUUAUCAGGAGGUCCAUGGAGGGCGUUUGGUAGUUACCUUAUGGUGCAAGCAUGGUCUCCUGAGUUUGAUCCGUUGAAGGAUGAGAUCGUUACGACGCCAGUUUGGGUUCGAUUAUCUCAUAUUCCAGUGAACUUCUACCAUAAGACGAUUUUGAUGGGCAUAGCUAAGGGGCUAGGACGACCAAUCAAAGUAGACUUGACAACCUUGAAAUUCGAGAGAGCUCGUUAUGCGAGAAUCUGUGUAGAGGUGAAUUUGAAUAAGCCUUUAAAGGGGUCAGUGAUGGUAAAUGGUGAGAGGUACUACGUCUCAUAUGAGGGAAUCUCUGCUAUUUGCUCAAUGUGUGGUAUGUUUGGACAUCUUGUCCACGCAUGUCCAAAGAAUGUUACGGAGCGAGCUCUUGCCCCGGUGCCUAGUCCUACUAUGACGCAUGCUGGGCCUGAAUCCAUGGGAAGGGAGACAGAGUUUACUCAGGUGAGACAGGUGAGGAGGAAGCCUGAGCAAUCAAGAACCGUAGGGGGCUCGAUGCGACGUCAGGAGGAGCGGAGUGUGGGGGGAAGGAGAACACGGGAAGUACGUAAGGAGGGAGUGUUGGAGGAACUUAGCGUGUCAAAUCGGUUUGGAGGUUUGGAGGAUGAGGGGGAGAAGGAGGAGCUUGCGGAGGUUGGUGUGAGAAAGGAAGGAAAUAAAGAAAAUGAGAACACCGAGAACCUAAACUGGGAAGGUCCGAGUAGGGUGCAUGGGAAGACUAUGACGUUUGUAGCAAAUGAGAAGGAGGAGAACCAGGCCUCAAUUCGAUUGGGACCUAAAGUAAGGAAAGCAAGUAAUAUGAGAAGUACACAGUCCCAAAAGCCCAAAUCAAAACUGAUUGGGCCUACACGUGGACUGGUAUACGGUCCAACUACAGAAGGGAUCGACAUGUCUGCUAGUGGAAAGAGACUGAGAGUAGAGAAAGAGAGUAUCGGCCGACCGGGUGGAGUCUUCACCGGAGUUAGUGACGUAGAAGGGAAGGAGAGGAGUCCCGACCAUGCUGAGGAGCAGAGGAGUAUGCAGGUGCAAAUUGCACAGAUGGAGACCCCCCAGAUUGCUACAUCGGAUUCCUGUGUGGAGCAAGUGGGAGAGGCGUUGACGGGUACGGAGGCAUAA